This is a messenger RNA of Acanthochromis polyacanthus (spiny chromis), 2742 nucleotides long. It is a transcript of the gene fbxo4, whose product is annotated as F-box protein 4. The transcript has 7 exons. Gene Ontology annotation, molecular function: protein binding. The record is from RefSeq and is a predicted model, not a curated record. Gene Ontology annotation, cellular component: SCF ubiquitin ligase complex. The coding region runs from base 1 to 1356 and encodes 451 amino acids. Gene Ontology annotation, biological process: SCF-dependent proteasomal ubiquitin-dependent protein catabolic process; protein polyubiquitination. Lineage: Eukaryota; Metazoa; Chordata; Actinopteri; Pomacentridae.
AUGAGAAGUAGGGAAACGUCAGAGCCCGGAAAUUCUCUGGAAACGUCGGCAUUGUUGACAUUUAGCUCGAAGUACUGUGAUUUAAUAGUGAUUUAUUUAAUAUUGCACAAAUCUGAAAUCAUGGCCGAAAAGAUUCAGCAACUUGAGUCUGUAGUAAUUCGCAACCUCAGACGGUUUAGAGACCGAUAUUUUCCAGAUAAAGUUGCUAAAGAUAUCUUGGUGCCUGCUGUAAAUCUUGGACAACACGAUGCACAAUCUGGAUUUUUGGACACCUUACCGGUGGAUGUACAGUUUCUGAUUAUGACCUUUCUAUCUCCUGCGGACAUCUGCCGCCUGGGAGCCACUAGUCGGUACUGGAGGGCCAUGGUUAGGGAUCCAUUGCUGUGGAGGUACUUCCUGCUGCGGGACAUGCCAUACUGGUCCUCCAUUGAUCAUGUGAGCAUGCCCAAUCUGGAGCUGCUGGAUGCACCAUUAGUCAGCGAAGACGAGAGCCUGGACGAUAGAGAAGAGGGGGAAGAGAGAGGGAUGGAGCUGAAAUUUGACUGCAUGUCUGAAUACCUAAAAGGCUGCCCAUCCUGCAGAAAGCAAUGGCUUCCUUCACGGCCGGCAUAUGAGGUUGUGACCUCUUUUCUUCAGUCUCUGGUGCCCUCAUCUGAACCACGUUAUGCCAUGUUUGGCCCUGGCAUGGAGCAGCUGGAUGUCUCUUUAGUCACGAGGCUCAUGUAUUCCCCAGACAUUCUUCCUGUGUCAGGAAUUCCACACAGACAAAUAAAUGGUGUUGGCUCAGGGAUCAGUUACGUGUUCAACAACCAACACAAAUUUAAUAUCCUGACUCUAUAUUCAACCAACAGGGCAGAGAGGGAAAGAGCCAGAGUGCAGCAGCAGAGCAUCAGUAAUAAGCUCUUUACUUUUGAAGGAACCGAUGAGUCGGGUGACCCGGUUUAUAGUCCUGCUCCUCAGGUCCAACAAGUGUGCCAGGUGGUGGAUGGUUUCAUCUACGUAGCCAAUGCAGAGCCUGGGAGAGGUGAGAUUACAGGGGAAGGGAUAUCAGAGGUGAUCCAGCUUCGUGCUGUGGUGAACUGUGCUGGUGCUGCCACAUCCAGGCCUCUGCUGGUGCUCUCCUGUAUCUCCAGAGAACCUUCACAACCAGCUCAAACAAAUGGCCAACAUAACAAUACAGACGGACUCAGCACCAGGUGUCGAACUCCUUGUGUUGAAAUGGCAAAGAGACUCGGCCUGCCCCAGCUGUCGAACCGCUGGAUGGUGCAGGACGCAGUUGCAGAAUCUCUGUCAGGUCUUCUGGAUGGCAUUUCCUGGUUACUGAGAUGUUCGGGAGUCAAACUCUACGGUAGCUAGUUUCCUGACUGCUGCUGUUGCUGCCGGAUGAAUUGAAUCCAGAGAACACAUUGCUACAUCCUCCUGACACCGAUUCACACUGCGGUAUUUUCUGAGUAAUGUGUACCACGCACGCUCUGAAUGUUUCUGGACUGGAGCGCUGCCCGUGGAAUUUAAUGAACUGCAUGAGCAGAAAAGGAACUGGGUUGAUAACUGUUAUUAAUCACGUUUAUCUAACGUGUUAGUAUUUACAGAAAGAUCAAUACAUCGUAAUUAUAGCAGGACAGAAGGUUAUACAAACACAAGUGAGCCACAAACCUUUGUUGAACACUAUUUUCUGCCCUAUAGCAGAACAAUAAAUGGUUGAUGCUGUAAUAACAAUCAUUUCACAGAAAAGCAGGAAGACACAGAAACACAGGCUCUGGUGUAGAAAUAGAAAAUGAAAAAUGCUGUGAAAUCCACACUUUGAUCCAAUUUAUUACCACCUUGCAGUGAAACGUUUACAUGUUAAGCUCUAAUGGAAAUAUAUACGUUACUUUAAUUUAUGCACAUCAUGACAUGGCAUGGUGAUGUGCUAAUGGGUCAGGUGGUCCUGUUGUUUAACAGACAUUGAUUGUGCAAUUUUUAGACAUUUUUACGACGUAUUUUCAAUGCUUUAUUAGAAUCAUAAUUACAUACAUAAAAAAUAUUUUAAAUGUAGUAUUAUGUGCCAACAGUCCUUCAACAAAACACCAUCCUCUGUAACUUACAGACGCAGAUUUUUAAUCAAAUGAUUUGCGGACAUUUACUGCAAAGGAAUGACUGUUCGAGUUAAAAAUACAUUAAAAGCAAUUUAAUAUAUGAAGAGUUAAUUUGAUCAAUUUUCAGAGAACUUUUUAUUUUAUUGUUUACUUGAGAUAAUAUCAAUCAAACUGAAGUUGGUUCAACAAAGCUUUACAUCUCCCAACGUAAAGCUGUGCAAAGACACAACCAGGUUCAAACACAGCUUUGAAAUGUCCCCAGGCAGACAUAUGGAUUUCCACACCAUAAAGGUUAUUACUGAGCUUUCUCCCACAGAUAAUUCAGAUGAUGGCCAUUUCUACAAUGUCUGAAAAUCCAUAUCUGCUACUUUCAUGUGUGGUAAGCCUGAAAAUUACAUGAAUUCUCUUCUCGCUUCCCCAUUCUGGUUCAUACUGCAUGGAAAUUAUAAUGACACUGUUCAUGUCUACAUUUGUAUGUGCUGGUUUACUAAAUCUAAAUUCCAGCGCAAUACAAUCAUUGCAUCUCUCUCCUAAUGUGUUAAAGUUGUGUUUGCGAUCUGAAAAUUACCACCAAAUUCAGUGUCCCUGGUGGUAGUGUUCACAUGCUGUAAUGACAACAAUAGAAUAAUUUUUACAGCAUGUAAGACAUUAAAGAUAAUGGGCUUCA